AUGAGCGGCGGCGCGUCUGCCCCCGCCACUCCGGCGGCAUCCACGCCGACGGCGACGAGGCCUCGCCUGUCGAGGUUCCGCCGGGCCGGCAGCGCCGUCGCGGCCGCCGCCCCGGGAGGCUUCCUCCACCUCUCCCUCCUCGCGUCCCUCCGCCGCCGGCCCUCGCUCCAGGCGCACGCGCAACUCCUCCUCCUCGGGCUCCCGCUCCCGGCGCACGCCGCCUCGCGCCUCCUACGCCCGCACCUCCGCUCGGGGCACCACCUCGCCUCGCUCCGCCUCUUCCUCCGAAUCCUGCGCGACCGUCCCAAACUCCGUCGCUCCCUGGAGACGCAGGCGGAGGCCGUCCCAAACUCCCACUCCCUCUCGGCCGCCCUCGCGGCCUGCGCCCACCACGCGUUCCCCUCCCCCGGGCUCUCCGCCCACGCCUUCCUCGUCAAGUCCGGCUACGCCUCCGACCUCUUCGUCGCCAACUCCCUGCUCCACUUCUAUGCGUCCUUCGGUUUACCCUCUCUGGCACGCAGGCUGUUCGAUGAAAUGCCAGCGAGGGACACCGUAUCAUUCAACACUCUGAUCGGUUCAUAUGCGAACUCGUGCUGUGUUGGCGAUGCUUUCGGAGUAUUCAAGGUUAUGGUGGAGGGAAGAUUGCGGCCGGAUGGGUGGACCAUCACGGCGUUGUCAGGCGCAUGUGUGGGGCUGAAGGAUUUGAGGGUGGCAAAAGCGUUGCACGCGGUUGCCAUGAGAGCGCUUCGGGCUGCAGCGUUUCAGUCACAACAGGUGGCGAUCGUGCUGGUGGACAUGUAUGUGAAGUGCAGGGGGCUGGUGCUUGCCAGGAAGGUGUUUGAUUUGGCAGGGGAGAAGGCAAGGGACGUGAGGUUAUGGACCAUGAUGGUGUCAGGGUAUGCCAGGUCUAGGGAGCUCGAGAUGGCUAGAGCGUUAUUUAAUGAGAUGCCAGAGAAGGAUUUGGUCGCAUGGACGGCUCUUAUUGGUGGGUUUGUGCAGUUUGGCAGAUCUAAGGAGGCAUUGAUGUUAUUUGAGGAGAUGGAGGAGGCAGGAAUGGAGGCAGAUGGAGUCACAGUAGUUAAAGUUCUUUCAGCUUGUAUUCAGUACCGUACGUUCGAUGUUGCAAAGAGGCUUCAUCAUCGUGUGAUGCAUAAUGAGCUGAUCAGCACAGAUGCAAGACUUGCUACUGCCUUAGUUGACAUGUAUGCCAAGCAUGGGUUCAUACAGACAGCCAUGGAUGUGUUUUGUGGUGUGGAUGACAUAUUUAAGACCGUGGAGUUGUUCAAUGCUAUGAUAGGCGGACUAGCUCAUCACAAUUCUGGUGAGAAAGCUAUUAUGCUUUUUGAUGAAAUGAGAUCGCUCGGGCUCCAUCCUGAUAAGAUCACUUUCACGGCAGUGUUGUGUGCAUGCAGCCGCGGUGCCUUAGUGACACAAGGGUUUGAGAUAUUUAAUUCCAUGGUGGGCAAGUAUGGUGUAGAACAAGAUACUAAGCAUUAUGCUUGCAUGGCUGAUCUCCUUGCAAGAGAUGGACGGCUUGACGAUGCUUACCGUUUUAUCCAGAACAUGCCUUUCAAAGCAAAUAGUGUGGUCUGGGCUUCUCUUAGGAGAGAAUGUGAGAUCCAUGGAAACAUGAGGAUUGGAAAACUUGCAGAGGAGGAACUACUUCGGUUUGAUCCUAGCUACAAGCCUGAAAGCGAAAGCCUCGUCUUGUCUGACAUAUUUUCAGAUGGAAGGAAACAGAAAAGGUCUGCAAUGGUGAGAAAGGUUAUACGCCUCAAACCUAAGCACAAGCGUACAAAGUAG
This is a messenger RNA of Triticum turgidum subsp. durum (durum wheat), 1803 nucleotides long. The record is from the annotation of a GenBank genome assembly. NCBI's taxonomy places the organism in Eukaryota, Viridiplantae, Streptophyta, Magnoliopsida, Poales, Poaceae.